This is a messenger RNA of Puntigrus tetrazona (Sumatra barb), 2705 nucleotides long. It is a transcript of the gene chrm2a, whose product is annotated as cholinergic receptor, muscarinic 2a. The coding region runs from base 295 to 1779 and encodes 494 amino acids. Lineage: Eukaryota; Metazoa; Chordata; Actinopteri; Cypriniformes; Cyprinidae. The record is from RefSeq and is a predicted model, not a curated record. The transcript has 2 exons. Gene Ontology annotation, molecular function: G protein-coupled acetylcholine receptor activity. Gene Ontology annotation, biological process: regulation of heart contraction; adenylate cyclase-activating adrenergic receptor signaling pathway. Gene Ontology annotation, cellular component: plasma membrane.
AUAUUGAUGUAGCUUAGACGCCUGUAAAGCGAAGUGUGUUGAUGAUGUGAGAAUGAUGCUGUGAAGGGACCUCCUGCGUCUCCUCCCCUCCCUCCUGCUCUCCUGCUCCUCAUUCCCACUCCUCAUUUCGCGUUCACCCACGAGAAGAGAUCCGAGCGUCCAGCAUCAUGUCCUCAGACGUCCAGCUGCGCGACCAAACGGACAGCAGCGACCCCGCGGGCGCCCGGAGCGACUGAGAGCAGGUGUCAGAAGUCAUACGUCCUGCCCAAAGUGAACUGACCAGCUUUUGUCACCAUGGAUACAAUAAACUUCACCUUCUGGAAUGCCUCUGAGGGCAACGAGACCCUGGAGACGGUGGACGAGAGCCCGUACAAGACAGUGGAGGUGGUGUUCAUUGUACUGGUGGCCGGCUCACUUAGCUUGGUGACUGUUAUCGGGAACAUCUUGGUCAUGCUCUCCAUCAAGGUAAACAGGAGCCUGCAGACUGUCAACAACUACUUCCUUUUCAGCCUGGCCUGUGCUGACCUCAUCAUUGGCCUUUGCUCUAUGAACUUGUACACGGUCUACAUUGUGAUUGGAUACUGGCCGCUCGGCCCGGUCGUGUGCGACUUGUGGUUGGCGCUGGACUACGUGGUCAGCAACGCCUCCGUCAUGAACCUGCUGAUCAUCAGCUUCGACCGCUACUUUUGCGUCACCAAGCCGCUCAGCUACCCAGUGAAGAGGACCACCAAAAUGGCAGGCAUGAUGAUUGCUGCGGCAUGGGUUUUGUCCUUCAUCCUUUGGGCCCCGGCCAUCCUGUUCUGGCAGUUCAUCGUUGGCGGGCGCACUGUGCCAGAGAAGGAGUGCUACAUUCAGUUCUUCUCCAACGCCGCGGUCACCUUCGGCACAGCCAUUGCUGCUUUCUACCUGCCCGUCAUCAUCAUGAUGGUGCUCUACUGGCAGAUAUCUCGCGCUAGCAAGAGCCGAGUCAAGAAGGACAACCGCAAGCCGUCAGGCGGUAACAUCGAUGUAGCCUCGUCCAAUCAGAUCCGCGAAAACACAGCCAACAAACCAACCAACAACAACCUGACAGCUGACGAAACAGACCGAGGACAGACCCAGCUAACAGAUGAUGCCGCCAACCAACAUGAUGCCAAACUCCAGAACGGUAAAGCCCCAUCCACGGCGAGCGGAGAAGCGGAGGCGGAAGAUGCAGGACGAGGAAACUGCGUUCCCACUGAGGAGAAAGAGAGCUCCAAUGACUCCACCUCUGGCAGCGGAGCUGUAACCAAUCAAAAGGACGAGCCGGCUCCAUCCAAAGCCAACGACAGCCAGGCUCCCACGAGGCACCGCGCCAAAGCUGGAGGCUCCAAACUGACGUGCAUCAAGAUCAUCACCAAAUCCCCAAAGGGCGACUGCUACGCGCCUUCAAACGCGACAGUGGAGAUCGUCCCGGCCACCGAGAGGCAGAACCACGUGGCCAGGAAGAUCGUGAAGAUGACCAAGCAGCCGCCCAAGAAGAAAAAAGCACCGUCCUCUCGGGAAAAGAAGGUGACGCGCACCAUCAUGGCCAUCCUGGUGGCCUUCGUGGCUACUUGGACGCCCUACAACGUGAUGGUCCUCAUCAACACCUUCUGCUCCAGCUGCAUUCCCAACACCGUGUGGACCAUCGGAUAUUGGCUCUGCUACAUCAACAGCACCAUCAACCCCGCCUGCUACGCCCUCUGCAACAUCACCUUCAAAAAGACCUUCAAACACCUGCUGCUCUGCCAGUACAAGAACAUACGCACGGCCCGAUGAGCUGUAGUGUGUGUGCAUGCGUUACACUUUACAUGUGUGUGUUCUGGUGACAACGGCACAAAGGUACACGUGUGGAUGUGUUUGUAUGUGUGGAAAGAUCUGAUGGGUUCAUUUGCAAAAACAGAUAACUAUGUUUUCAACAAUUUCCUUAAAUGUGACCCUGGACCACAAAACAAAGUCGCUGGGGUAUAUUUAUAGCAAUAGCCCAAAAUACAUUGUACGAGGCAAAUAGUACAUUUUUCUUUUUAUGCCAAAAAUCAUUAGUACAUUAAGUAAAAGUCAUGUGCCAUGAAGACAUUUUGUCAAUUUCCUGUAAAUAUAUCAAAACUUAAUUCUUGAUGGGUAAUAUGCAUUUAUAAGAACUUCAUUUGGACAACUUUAAAGGCGAUUUGCUCAGUAUUUAGAAUUUUUUGCUCCCUCAGAUUCAUAUUAGUUGUAUCUUGGCCAAAUACUGUCCUUAUAUAUAUAUUCAGCUUUCAGGUAUAAAUCUGUUAACAAACAAUUACCCUUAUGGCUGGUUUUGUGGUCCAGGGUCACAAAUCACGUUUUUUAUUGUUAUCAUCUUGUUUUACUGUGUAUAAUUUUAGUUAUUAUUAUUAUUAUUCAAUCGAAUCAACCCAACUGUGGUUUGAUUGAUGUUAAUUGGAAUGCAGGACAAUAAACAGUUAUCUAAAAAAAGUUAUCUGUUUCCACAAAUGAACACUUCAAUUACAAAUGACAGAUUGACCCAUCAACACCCAUCAUAUACAAAGUUUUAAGAAUCUUUGUAAGUCCUUGUAGUUUGCCGAAUUUGACACGGUCAGCUCCAAGUGCUCCAUUUAAACACAUUUCACCAUGUUUAAAAUCACAGAUUUCCCUAAAAUGAGUGUAAAAACGUGCAUCUGGGCAGAUGUGUGAUUGCAUUUAUUGUUUUAUAUAUAUAUAUA